UGUGGUGAAAAUGCAAACAAAAACAUUCUCCGGUAAUAUAUAUGUGCAUUGUCUUUGAAACCUAUAAUUUGAUGCCGCCAAGAAAGGUCCCAAAGAUUCUGAUGUGAGUAAACGCCUGGCAAUAAAUGAAAGCAACCGAUAAUAUGCAGCAUUUAUAUUAAAAGUCCGUAUAUAGCACUUUAUUUAACGUGUGAACUUUAUCGUGUGCAAUGCAGGGUACACUAACGCCGACUAACAUUGAACAGCCGCAAUGUCGACGGUGUUGCUAGAUUUAGUAUCGAACGCAGCCGACAAACAGCUCCGAGUGAUGGAUAACGGAAGCUCUUCGUCGUCUUCGUCGAUUGCGCUCAACAUUUUAGACAUCUCUCGCGAGGCAAGCUGGCUCAUAUUUAGCGCGCUGCAUUUGUGCUUCCUCUUCAUCCUCGUGUCGAACAUCGUCAUUCUCAUCGCGGUGGUGCUCAGCCCAGAGCUGCACAAGCCGAUGCACAUGUUCCUGUGCUACCUGGCAGUGGCGGACAUCGUAGGCAGCGCGACCAUCAUCCCCAAACAGCUGCAAAUCCUGGCGAGCGGCUGCAGCGAUAUUUCGUACGUGGGCUGCAUGGGCCAGGCCUUCUGCAUCAACAUGUUUGUCAUCGCCGAAUCGCUCUCCCUGUCGUUCAUCUCAACCGACCGAUACCUGGCCAUCUGUAAGCCUCUGCACUACCACGCGAUCCUCCCGCUGAAGCGCUCCGUGUACAUCAUAAUCCUGGCCUGGCUUUCCACGGUCGCCGCCUGCGUGGCCAUACUUGUGUACACGCUGAGCUUGCAGAUGAAGGACGGCAACAGGAGCAUCGACGCUGCUUUUUGUUACUCGAUAUACAUCGUCAACUUAUCUGUUUCUGAUACGACCAGCACCAGGAUGCUUUUGUCAGCGUGUAUCGUUAUGUUUAUUGGGCUGCCUCCACUGAUUUUGAUGUACACUUUCAUCAGGGUCUGCCUAGAGUUCACAAAACCAAGCUCGCCCGCGCUAAGUAAGAAAGCCAAGGAGACGCUCGUAACGCAGCUGCUAGUGACCUCGAUUUACUUCAUUUCUCUGUUAACCAUUAUCGUUCGAGGGAGGUUAAUUCGGUCCAGCGGCGGUGGCACCGAGAAUAAGAGCGUGAACUAUGUCAUCGAGCUCUCAAUCCUCGUUCCGAUGGCGGUCAAUGUCAUCAUAUUUGGACUUCGCAUCACCGAGUUGAGAAAAGCCAUCGCGAACCUUUUCCAGAGACGUUUCACGAUCUUGCCAAUUGACGUGAAGUCCAAAAAGAUUGGUCUGCAGACUCGACACGGCUAAUGAAACGAAUGUCUGCUAGAGACCCAUCUCCACCAGGGCCCACAGAAGUCAGCUCCUUGAAGGUCCCCCCCCCUCUCUACUACUCUCGCUAAAGUUGAAUCCCAAGCACACGUGUAGUAAGUUGCCACCUGUCCGGGAGGAAUUGGUAUCGGUGUUUGGGUGGCAGACAAACAUCGUACCCAGAUCUGGUGCAUGUAUUGUGCUGAACCUUAUUACAAUGAACUGCACAAUUAUAUUAAUAGAUCCAGGCUGAGAAAUAUAUCCUGGUUUAGCCUGUUGCCAAGUUAGCUAUUAUAAGCUCACUGCGUCAUGCAAGUAAAACUUAAUCUAAAAUGUGAGUGCAGUGUCAAACCAAUAUUUAAAACCAAUACUUUACCACUCCGACCAUAAUCAUUAAAAUAUGCAUACAUGAACAUGUUUAUAAACUUAAUUUACAGUUUCAAAUGAGAACUGAUAAUAAGGGUGUAUAAAUCCGUUGCAAGUAAAAUUAAGUUUUUUUUAUUCAAUAUGGUACAAAACAAUUCCCCGUUUUGUAAAUUAACAUUGGCUGCACUCCCAAGAUAGUUUGAAGUUGAUCAGUGACAUCUGUGAGUCCGGAUUAAUUAAAUGGGAAGUGUAUUCUUCGGGAAACACCGCAGAAAAAUAACAUAAUAUAGACAUGCCAGCCAUACCUCGUAGAUAACGCUUCCUCUUAUAACGCUGUUUCAUAAUGACGUUCAUUUACAGAAAAAAAAGUGGGCGUGGCGUUGCCUGUAGGGGCGCUUCUCUGCCAAUAUAUGGUCUUGUGCAACCUGAAUCAAAGUGUCUAUUGUAUCGAUUAUGCUCAUAGUCCAUCCGACAACCACGUUAGAUUAUCGAUAAUACGCAUCCAGGCGACGCGUAUUGGGAAUGCUAAUAAGUGCACACGCUGAGCGCAAGGGCUCAGCCAUUAAGUAAAUGUGACGCGUGUGGUUUAUCUGUGGACAUUUAUAGCAGUCAAAUACUCUUAAACGUGUGAUGCUGAUACUAAAUGCGGAGGGGAAAAGCGGAGAACCCAGAGAAAAAUCCACGCGAC
Petromyzon marinus (sea lamprey) is the source of this 2369-nucleotide messenger RNA. RefSeq names its product olfactory receptor 2L2-like. The record is from RefSeq and is a predicted model, not a curated record. Gene Ontology annotation, biological process: detection of chemical stimulus involved in sensory perception of smell; G protein-coupled receptor signaling pathway. Gene Ontology annotation, molecular function: odorant binding; G protein-coupled receptor activity; olfactory receptor activity. NCBI's taxonomy places the organism in Eukaryota, Metazoa, Chordata, Hyperoartia, Petromyzontiformes, Petromyzontidae. Gene Ontology annotation, cellular component: membrane.